Molecule: messenger RNA, 670 nt
Organism: Cantharellus anzutake
Lineage: Eukaryota; Fungi; Basidiomycota; Agaricomycetes; Cantharellales; Hydnaceae
Exons: 2
Coding region: 179-451 (90 amino acids)
Source: RefSeq, a predicted model, not a curated record
AGCCUGAGUGAGGGCAGGUGGAGUUGUAUAUGUUUCAAACGGUUCUCAAAGGCAAGUUUACAGCUGACUAAUUUUUUCCUUAAUAGCUUCAGUUGGACGCGUCCUUGAACCAAACGGCACAGAGUUUGGAGAACAGACGAAGAACACAGAGAUCCAGACAGCGACAGAAAGUCCUCGAAUGCGAUUUGAAAAGAAUGCAGACAGAGACAUGGAGAUAGUUACUUUACACGAGGAUGAAGAUGAGGACGAUGGCAGGAGCAAGGGCCAGGAAAGGGAAGGCGAACGCAAGCGAGGAUGUGCAAUCGUGAAGGGGGCAAUGGCUUCAUGGCUUCAACGUGUUGUCAACGCAAUUGCUAUUGUGGCUAAAACCGACUCCGGCUCCCUUCCCGUCAGAUCACGCAGAGCCUCCGCGGGGAUCUGCAUAUCACUCGCGUCAUACUGGGUGACAUGAUUCCCCAGGCCCCCUGUGUAACGUGAGCCCUUACGAAUAGCGCGACGAAUGUCCCUAACGAGGGACAGGGGUUGUGUCGGUCCAUCUCCUGCUCUGGAUGUAUUCAGGAGGAAUCUGAUGACUGCACCAUGGCUCGUGGGCAAGCAAGUACUCUUUCGUAAGGUGCUAUUACCAAGAUGUGGAUCAGCACAAUCCAGUACUAGUAGUACUAGGAGUAGU